AUUCCAGUGAACGUAGAGGGCGCCCUACUCAAACUUCAUGCGCGAAUUCAAGCAAAUCAAGAGGCGAGUGUCGUAAAUCAAUCUGGAGUUGAUUGCGCACUGCAGCACGUUCUUUACAGCAGGCCUCCAAACUUCGCUAGGUUGAAGCAUGUUCGGAACAAGCGCAGGAUUGGGUGGGGCCACCGGUGGCUCGGGCUUAUUCGGUCAAACCACGGGGGCGCCGGGCGGUUCCCACAAUCCCAUGAAAGACUUUGAGGUCACCAGUCCACCUGACGACAGCAUCAGCUCACUGGCCUUCAGUCCGGACACCCUACCCACAACAUUUCUGAUUGCUGGGUCGUGGGACAACAACGUGCGGUGUUGGGAGGUUCAGAGUACUGGGGCCACCGUACCCAAGGCACAGCAGACCCACCAGGGACCGGUUCUGGAUGUCUGCUGGAAUGAUGACGGGACAAAGGUCUUUUCGGCAUCUUGUGACAAAACAGCGAAGAUGUGGGAUUUAAACAGUAACCAGGCCAUCCAAGUCGCGCAGCAUGAUGCACCCAUCAAGACAAUCCACUACAUCAAGUCCCCUAACUAUUCCUGCAUUAUGACUGGAAGCUGGGAUAGAACACUCAAGUUUUGGGACACCAGAUCGUCAACCCCGAUGGCAAAUAUCCAGCUCAGUGAGCGAUGCUACUGUGCUGAUGUGGUCUACCCUUUGGCUGUGGUCGGCCUUGCCGGCAAGAAGAUCAACUUAUAUCGACUGGAAAGCGGUCCACAGGAGGUGAAAAUAAAUCAGGACUCUCCGCUGAAAUUCCAGCAUCGAUGUGUAGCAAUAUUUCAAGACACCAAGAAGACUGGUCCAGCUGGCUAUGCCUUAGGGAGCAUAGAAGGCCGAUGCGCCAUCCAGUUUGAACCCGCUGCAACUCCCAAAGACAACUUCACAUUCAAGUGCCACCGAUCCAACGGCACCUCCUCUUACUCUUCCUAUCAAGACAUCUACGCUGUCAACUCCAUAGCCUUUCACCCGGAGCAUGGCACGCUUGCCACUGCUGGCUCCAACGGCAAGUUCAGUUUCUGGGACAAGGACGCCCGGACAAAGCUGAAGACGUCAGAAGAAAUGGAGAACCCCAUCACUGCCUGCACAUUUGACGCCAAGGGCAAUAUAUUUGCCUACGCAGUCAGCUACGACUGGUCAAAGGGCCAUGAAUUCUACAAUCCUCAGAAAAAGAACUACAUCUUCCUGAGAGGGCAUGCCAUGGAGGAGCUACGGCCCAGGAACAGGAAGAGAUAAACUGGCAAAAUCCACUGCCUGACAUUACAACCCUUGGUUACCAUGGCAGCCAGGAGGAUGUGUUCCCGUGGUAAUUGCCAUCACCGACAGCCAUGGAGAUUCUCAGCACCGACUGUCCGUCUUAAUCUUCUGUUUUUUUUUUAGUUCUUCAAGACUUUCCAGCAAGUUCUCUCUGAGAGACUGACAGCAGGAGACAGGGAGCAGAAGAAAGGUUUUAAUAUUGAGGUAAUUUGGGGGGGGGUAGGUCAAAGGAGGUCAGAUGAGGGAAGUGGGUGUUCCUUUCUUCAUGCAAGAUGGUAUUAAUCAUUGCUGCGAUGUAUCUGCAGCAUCCUUGUUGGUAACUGUCAUGGACAAAGCGCAAAGCAGUGAAAUCCAAACUUGCCAAGUCAGCUUGGCAAUUAGACAUUUCAUGACAGGUCCUUUGUUUUAUUAAGAGAAAUUGCACAACAGACACGUCAAACUUGUGAUUUGAACCAAAGCCGAACAGUAAUUAGUCCGGCUGACAUAGCCUCUCAGGAAGCAAUGGACUUGGUAAUGACUGGGAAAAAACAGCUGACACCCCCCCACUCUGAAAAAAACCCCCAAAUUUCGAACAGAAUUCCUUGUCAUAAAUGCUUCUUAUCAUUCCUGAAUCUGUGAGUCUUAUCAACAUGAGGACCAAAUAAUGAUUUGGUGAAAUCCUGAUUUAUAAACUAUAAACCAAGGCUGAACACAGAGAGAAAUCUCCCUGCCCCCUUGUUAGUUCGUUCUCUUCAGAAAGUAUGAGAUGGCAUAUUUUCUGCUGAAUUUUCUCAGCCCAGUUGUUCACGAUGAAGAGGAAUUCAUACAAAUCCAUAAAGGUGUCAUAAAUUGCUUGAGCUCGUCAAGGAGUCGGAACUUGGAGUAGGGAUUGCAUGGACUAGACUCAAAACUUUGUGGAAUUUCUUAAAAACAUGUGGCCAACAUUUUUUGUUUUCAUGACCCAAAUAAAAAAUUUCCCAAGUUCAAAAACAACUUGCUUUGGAUUUAAUUUUUCCCAAAGCAUUCACAAAUGGAAGCGUCACUUUUUGUCUUCUGUUUAAUUCAUAUUUGAAUUGUGGUGUUUUUUCAUUUAUUUUCACUCUUACGACAGUUACGUCUCCGAGUUACUACCCAAGCUAUAUGUUAAGUUAUGCACGUGUUUAUGUUUACUGUCCACCUGAAUGUAAAUAGUUGUUGAUGUAACUUUGAAUGAAUGUCCAUACUCAUACCCCAAUAUGCUUCAAAUUUUGUAAAAGAUAAACUAACAGGCUUAAGACUGGCCAUUUUUGUUGGGUUUGGGUUACUUCUUCAAAUCCGCAAACAGAGAAAGGUAAAAUGUGAAAGGAUUUACAUGUAGGUACAUGUGUAAUGGAUACAAAAAUAAGGCUGUCAGUUGAGGGUCGUAGGUCAUCCUGACGGGAGGAUUUGCUGAAUGCCAAAAGGAGCAUUUCCUUAAAGUCUGUUUUUCGAGGUUGGUAUUAUGAAAACACAAGCAACAGAACUGAAUUAUGUCAGAAAAAAAUGUAGGUGGAAAUUUUAGCAGUAUUUGAGAAAGACUUACAAAAAAGUUCAGCUUUGAGGAAUUGUUGAAAACUUGAAAUAACAUUGGUGGAAAAUGUUUGAAAAAUGGAUUUUUUUGUCCUGAAGGCACUCCAUUUCCUCUACUCUUAAUUCAUUUACGAAGCCAACCUUAAACAUGAGUUGGUGCUUUUGUUGUACGCUUUCUGUAUGGGGGCUCGGUGGAACGUGUCUCCCUACAUUGCCAUAGCAAGGCCUGAAGAUUACAUGAAAAUACCUGACAUGACGUCAAUGUGAUGCCAGUCAAUUUCCAAUAGAAGGACAGAAUUACCUAGCAGUAAGUGGACCAUAAUUACAGGGCCUUGCCCAGUUAGCAGUGCUGGGUCCAUGCUAUUGCCAUGAUAGGGAUAAAAGGACACUUUGAGAACGGUACCACGGUAGACUAGAAACCUUGCAUUAAUUGAUUCUCCCCACAUGAGGCCAAUGAAAUUUGAUUUAUUGUUCCUCGUCCGGUUUUUUUUCAGAUGUAGAUGCGAUUUCUUUUUUAAUUACUCAUUAUUCCUUAUUUUUCUGUCAUGGGAAAAAUAAUACCAUUUCGCAUGCAUAAAUAGCAACGUGCCCACGGGCAGUCGGGCUCCAGAUUUUUUUGUGUUCUGAAGUCUGGGAUUGCCGGAACGUAACUUUCCAUUGUUUGGAGUUAAAUUUUCCGUCAAGUUUCGUCUUUUUUUUUCUCAAAUAUGAAUAACGAAAAUUUUUGGUAAGGGGCCAAAAUCACAUGCGGGCACUGACGAGAAACAAUAGAUCUAAUUUCAUUAGCCUAAUUACGCGGCUUGGGACAGUGUGAAUUAUGGUCGUAUGUUUACCAACAGCAAUCGAAAAUCAUUAAUGAAAAUUUUUUUGUCCGAUGGGUUAUUCAGUAAUUACGUUACCCUGAUUCUGGGGUAGCCAACGCGACAGAUGAAUCGAGUGACCUUAAGGUGAAUUCUUGUCCCAAGAUUUAUCUAGCGGUUGUUGUCUUUGUGUUAAAUCGCAGUCUUUUGUCUGAAUCCUUGACGGUGUAGGACUUCGAUGCCACUUUCCUGCGAUGUGGAGCUCAAAUAGAGCUGAUCCGUCCAAGAUAGUAACCAAGCUGAAACCCUACGGUGGAGAUACCGAUUUCUCAUCCACCUGCCCUCCUACCAACACGGCCUAUAGAUUUGACCUGUAAUGCAGUUGACACUGAAUCUAUUUAAAAACGUGUUGCUGUUGCGGGCCCACUUACGGCUAAUUUGGAUGCCUGAUGUUUGUAAAUGAUAGAUCUAAAAUUGAACAGUCUUGUUGGAAGUGUUACUGUAUUUGAGACAUCAAUCUUUGGGCCCUGCGGACAAAAACACUUAAGAAAAAGAAGGAAAUUUCAUCAACGGAAAUAAUCGUUUGUUCAUUCUAGCUGAUAAAAAUCUGAACUUUUCUAUGGGGCUGGAAUUUGAAAAGCAAAAGAUUCAAACCCCAUUAAAAAAAUGGAACUCACCAAAAAGGAAACUCAUACCGUUCAAGAAGAAAUCGAACAUAUUUACAAUCAAAGUGAAACCGUAAGAUUUACAAACGUAAAUAGACAGUAGGAUGAAGACGAGAACCCAUGGUAUAUAAAGUCUCUCAUCGAUCCGGAAUAUUUCAGAUUUUUAUUGCUUUUUAUUGCUGCUUUUCCAAAUACCUAAAAACUGUUAACAGGAUAGAAAGGUUAUUCUUCUGUCGUGUAUUUGCUUCCACUGGAUCAAAAGGCGGUAAACCUCCUUGCACCGUGGGCAGUACUGUGCUAGCGCCUUAUCUCGGUUUUUACUUCCCUAAGAUCAGACUGUAUAAUCAUCUGUGGGCUAUGAGUAACCUCUUCGUAGAUGCUCUGAAACCCAAAGAUUGCGUGUUCGAGUCCGAGGCAGACGUCCCCGAGGUUUUAUCUUGGGGUUUAAUACUAACAACAGAUCUAUACCUGAUAUAUAUAAAGUUUGAGAGUCAUUCUCAGACAUGCCGGUGGCCUGGAGGUAAGGUGCGGAGUUUCUGUUCAACGGAGCUGAGUUCGAAUCCGGGGCAAGUCAACGUUUUUGCUUUUCGAUCAUUUAACACAGUCUUUUAGAUAAAUAUAUGAAAACAGCGUUUCUUUCUGGGGACCCAGAUUGGGUAGCCGGUAGAGGUCUCGGCUGUGGAACGAAACGACCCAGGUUCGAGUCCCGCCCCGGGCAGAGAUGCCCGGUGGAGGGAACCGGCCUUCGGUCGGAGAUCCGUGGCGGUCGUCUAGCUAACUAGAUAAAAUAAAAUAAAAUAAAAUGGAAUUUUA
Acanthaster planci (crown-of-thorns starfish) is the source of this 5102-nucleotide messenger RNA. Its product is annotated as mRNA export factor-like. The record is from RefSeq and is a predicted model, not a curated record. Lineage: Eukaryota; Metazoa; Echinodermata; Asteroidea; Valvatida; Acanthasteridae. Gene Ontology annotation, molecular function: protein binding.